AUGCGAACUCGAUUUCUAAACACAGACUACUUUUCUUCUUCUCCGGUCGAUACCCUAAGCUUCCUAAAUCUUCCAGUCACUCACUUAGCUCCUCCUACUCCUCCGGAGCAAGAACUGCAUCGUCUCCUUCGCUUCUUCCAUCCUCUUGAAACGCUCUCUCUCCCGAUCGAAAGACCUCCUAUCGAUUCCGCUCUCUCCAAAUUCAUCUCCUCAGUGCUUCCUCAUUUCAUCGACUUUGAUUUUCGUGAUUUCUUACCUGAUCGAUUUCAUCAGUUGGUGUUCAAUUUGCAGAAGGAGGAGGAGAUAGAGAGAGGUUUUGGAACUGAUUCAGCUCAAGAGAAAGAUAAUGGGAAUAAUAAACAUUCGGAGAGGCUUGAAGUUAUACAAUUGGAAGCACCAGAGAUUGAUACAUUCAUGGAGAAUGUGUGCUUCUCUGACGAAGGGAUGCAACUCCUCUCUGAAGUUUCUGAGAUUGAGAAUGAUUUGGAUCUGCUCAGGCCUGAGAUUGAAAUGCAAUAUCCUGACAAAGUUCAAGAAUCAGUUUAUUCUGUUGAAGAUGUCACAUUAGAGUUUGACAUGGAUGAAAAAGCUUGUGCGCUGGAAUAUGAUGGUUCUGUUCAGGAGCAAGCACACUUUCAUCAUAACACAUUCCCUCUUUUAGAAGUUGAAGAGAUGAGUCUUCGAACUUUCACAAACCCAUCCAUGGAAGAUGAGUUUCUUUUAUUUCUUGAGCAUGUUGAGUCCAAAUGGGGUCAAGAAAAUAUCCUGCAUAUUGACGGGAACGAGCUAUUGGGUUCGAUGCACUUUGAUAUCUUAGAAUUUCUUUCAAAGCAUUGUCCAGAAAAGCAAUGCCUUGAACCUGAGCUGGCUUCUCUAGAUACAUCCCUGGGAAUGGACAUUAUAAGCAUGGUGGAAAUUCCACAGGGUCGUGAAGACUCUGCAGAUUGUCUUUCACCAAUGAACCCAGUUAUUUUUCAGGAAUUCAAAUUCCUUGAGACGGAUUCAUCUCAAUUUUACGAAGUCUUCUUUGAAAUGCAAUCAACAGAUGAACCACAAACAUGUGACUCGAUGUUCAGAGAAGAUAUGAAUUUUAAGAAUUUUGAUGAAUUGAUUGUUAGUUGUGAACUAACACUGGAAGAUGACACAUUCAAAUCUCUGCCUAUACCUAUUUUUUCUGAUCCUGACAAGAUAAGUUCGAUCUAUGCCAUUAUGAAGGAAAAACUAGCUGAACUCAAGCCACAACCCCUAUCUGCAUCCCAUGGGAUUUAUUUGGAUUGGCAUCUCUUGGAGGAGGAUAAUUACAACGGUAAAAAUUCAUCCAUAUAUCAAAAAAUGUUGGAGGAGUUGGAUUCACACAACAUUGAUUUUGAUAGGGAAUCCUUUGAUGGUGGAAAGUUGGUGAUUGACCUUGUUUUCUCUGAUAAUGGUUUGAGUGGGGCACAUAUGGAAGAACAUAAGGAACUGUUGAAUGUGAUUUCUGAAACUCCCAACAGUGGACUUGUGGAAGGUGCUUCAAGUGAGUCUUUGGAUAGACGUCAAGAAACAGGAAAUAGAGAAACAUUAAUUGGAGAAAAUGCCAGGAAGGCUUCAUUGUUGUUCAAUUCUACGUCGCAAUUCAAUGAUCUUGAUUAUUUCUUGAAUCCUGGGAAAGCUACUGCUAGGGGAAAAAAUGAAUCUACAGUCAAGAUUCCUGAUACUAGGGCUUCAUUUCCCAAGGGAAGCAAAUCUCAUUCAGUUCCUGGUAUGAAUGAGAAUAUCAACGACCAGAAAUUGGAGGAACUGCUAAAUCUUGCACCUAUUGAGGACAAGUUUAAUAUGACAUCUUCAGAAGCUGCAGAUAAAGCUGAAGCUUGCAGCAUCCCUUUGCAACUUCCUUAUGCACCCUAUGCAACAAAAACUGAGAAGACUCAAGGGGACAUGAUUUAUUUCCCUGACAUCGUCAUUAUUGUGAAUACUCAAAAUUUUGACAAGGAAAUGAUAGUAUCCAGAAGAAGUACAUACCAAAGAAUUCUUGCGAUGGAGAAAGAAGGAGCACAAGUUGUGGAGCGUGACUUGAAUCUGCCUGUUGACGUGAUUAUUAGUUCUUCCAUUUGCCUAGUGUGGUAUGAUUGUGGAAAUAUUGGAAAGAAAGCAACUGCUGCAGAUGAAGCUUCUUCAUGCUUGCCUCUGUGCAUUGAGAAUAUUGCUGCAAAUGUUUUGACAUUGCUGAGUUUCGCUUUCAGUGGCUGCAUUCUGGUCUUUGAGGGAGAAACCAGAUUCCUCUCUACUGUAAUGGAAUUCUCUGAUGGACUCUACGCAGCUGCAGCAAGCCUGGGAAUUGACCUACAGCUCUUUUCUUCCUAUUCAGCUGAAUUGACCGAUGAAAUUAUAUUAAACAGUAUUUUGUAUGCCACUAAGUCUUCCAGGGGCAGAUAUCCUAAAAUGCCUGAAUCAGAAACUCUUGCAGAAUCCUUCCUUACCAAAUUUCCAUCAAUUAAUCCACUGACAGCACAUGCAAUUCUGUCUUCUGGAGGCAUGCUUAUUGAGUUUCUUGAAUGGUCACAUGAACGCAGGAUCCUUGCAGUCCAACAGUAUCAUGUUCCAGUUGAAAGUGUUGCUCUGUUUAGUGCUUUGUGCAAAUAUGGUGAGCGGGAGGAUUCUAGAUCCAUAAUGACAGACUGUUCCUCCUCUGCAUCUUCUUGUCCUGACUCAGAUAAACUUCAUCUUCAUAUUGAUUCUGAAAGAAAACGAAGAAAAUGCAUAAAUAGCCUUCAAAAAAUUGACAUUCAAGUGGAUGACAUGUGGAAAUCUGAAUCACUGAACCAAUUCACUGAUGGUAUGCUGGAUCCUGGAGUGUUUAAGCAAUAUGAUUGUUGGACUUCAACAGAUCCCGAGAUGCUUGGUGAGUUGAAGCAACCUAGUUCAUCUUUGAAAGAUUUGUUUGGUCAAAAGCAGGUACCGGAUAUUGCUCCGGUGAUGGAUUUUCCUACUUCCAUAAAACCACUUUAUUCUGGAAACUUCAAAGAUCCUCUGAUUCGGGAUGACAGAAGACAGCCCAGGUUACCACUGAACGAUAUAUUUCUGGGUCAAAAUCGGGCAUCCGAAAUAAAUAUCAAGAAGGAGUUGAAGUUAGACAGUGGCAAUCCCUGUAAAUCUAACGCUAACAACCUGCAUGAAUACUUUAGAGGUGAAGUCAUAGACCUCACUGAUGAUCCCGUCUCGUUGGAGAAAGACGUUGCUUCUAUUGCUAACUCUACAUAUUUCUCACCUUGGAUGCCUGAUACUGAUAUCGAACAAGAUUCUGCAAGAAAGUCGAAAGCUGCAAGACGACUGUCAUUUGGUAAGAAUAGUCACCCUAAUAAUCCAACGGCUGCUGAGAAAAACUCUUGUCCAGAUUUAUGGACCCCUAUAGAAAGUGAUAGACAAAGGUUACCACAAAAUCGUGGUGAUCCAAUUAUAGAUGAUAAGCAUGAAAAAGUGCCUGUAAAACCCAGGAAAAAUCUCUUAGAGGAGGCUUUUACACUGAGAGCUGCAGGAAAAUCCACUAGGUUUCCAUUUGAAGAGGAGAUAUCACAUUGCGGUGGAAGUGGAACACCACUUUCUAAAGCCAUCCAUUCUGCUCAUCCACAACCAGGUUCACCCUGGACAAUAGAGUUUCUUAACAGAGUAAGGGAAAAGAGCAGAUUGCGGCAGCAGUCCCUUCCACCUGAUACAUGUACUCCAGAUUUUUGGAAUUCAGGAAAUACAUCAAAGGCUACUGAGAGAAGAAGCCUGUCUAUUCUUGAUUUUUUCAAGUACCAGGGAGGAAGCACUCCUAGAAAAGUAUAUGAGCAGAAGAAGCAGAAACAACCUAUUCAAUUGUCAAGUUCAUCCCAGAAGGAAAGAACUUCCGCAUCCCUAAUUCCAUCAUGGACACCCAAGGAUAAGAGAUCAAAACAGACUUUAUCCUUUGCAAUGGAUGGUGGAAACCAAACUAGGCUGGUCUGGAGUGAUGGAAGUGCCCACCGUAUGAGCAAAAAGCUCAGGAGAAAUUGAAGGGAAAGAAAGGUAUAGAUGUUUGGGUUUAUGUUGAUAAAGUUAUAUUUUGGUCCUUAAACAUCUGUACCAAUGCUAUGCUUUUCUUUAAAUCCUGUAACAAUGCCACCCUUUCCUGUGCUUUCUAUAAUAUUGGAAUAUCAUAACCUUUGCGUUCUGUAAAAA
Populus trichocarpa (black cottonwood) is the source of this 4179-nucleotide messenger RNA. Its product is annotated as protein SHORTAGE IN CHIASMATA 1. NCBI's taxonomy places the organism in Eukaryota, Viridiplantae, Streptophyta, Magnoliopsida, Malpighiales, Salicaceae. Gene Ontology annotation, biological process: resolution of meiotic recombination intermediates; reciprocal meiotic recombination. The transcript has 8 exons. The record is from RefSeq and is a predicted model, not a curated record. Bases 1 to 4014 code for a protein of 1337 amino acids.